Molecule: messenger RNA, 2975 nt
Organism: Mesitornis unicolor (brown roatelo)
Lineage: Eukaryota; Metazoa; Chordata; Aves; Mesitornithiformes; Mesitornithidae
Gene: ACTN2
Product: actinin, alpha 2
Exons: 22
Coding region: 1-2610 (869 amino acids)
Biological process (GO): actin cytoskeleton organization; muscle cell development
Cellular component (GO): cortical actin cytoskeleton; cell projection; Z disc
Molecular function (GO): actin filament binding; calcium ion binding
Source: RefSeq, a predicted model, not a curated record
AUGCUCCUCUUGGAAGUUAUCUCAGGGGAAAGACUACCAAAACCAGACAGAGGGAAGAUGCGGUUCCAUAAAAUUGCUAACGUCAACAAGGCUCUGGAUUAUAUCGCCAGCAAAGGAGUGAAACUUGUGUCAAUUGGUGCAGAAGAAAUUGUUGACGGCAAUGUGAAAAUGACACUGGGUAUGAUCUGGACUAUCAUCCUGCGCUUUGCGAUUCAGGAUAUUUCAGUGGAAGAGACCUCUGCCAAAGAAGGGCUACUGCUGUGGUGUCAAAGAAAAACAGCUCCUUACAGAAAUGUGAACAUUCAGAACUUCCACCUUAGCUGGAAAGAUGGCCUUGGAUUAUGUGCACUUAUCCACAGACACCGACCUGAUCUUAUUGACUACUCCAAGCUAAAUAAGGAUGACCCGAUAGGAAAUAUCAACCUUGCCAUGGAAAUUGCUGAAAAGCAUUUGGAUAUCCCUAAGAUGUUGGAUGCAGAAGAUGUAGUAAACACUGCCAGACCUGAUGAAAGAGCCAUUAUGACUUAUGUUUCCUGUUACUACCAUGCAUUUGCUGGUGCUCAGAAGUUAGUAGGACAGUGCCUUAGAGCUGAGCUCAAUUCCUGUUGCCUGAUUUUUCCCUAUAUUGUGAACACUCCCAAACCUGAUGAGAGAGCUAUCAUGACAUAUGUGUCCUGCUUCUACCAUGCUUUUGCUGGAGCAGAGCAGGCUGAGACUGCGGCUAACCGGAUCUGUAAGGUGCUUGCUGUGAAUCAGGAAAAUGAGAGGUUGAUGGAAGAGUAUGAGAGACUAGCAAGUGAGCUUUUAGAAUGGAUUCGCCGGACAAUUCCUUGGCUGGAAAACAGGACCCCAGAAAAAACAAUGCAGGCUAUGCAGAAGAAAUUGGAGGAUUUUCGGGACUACCGUCGCAAACACAAACCUCCCAAAGUCCAAGAGAAAUGUCAACUGGAGAUCAAUUUCAAUACCCUGCAGACAAAACUGAGAAUCAGCAAUCGACCAGCUUUCAUGCCAUCAGAGGGAAAAAUGGUUUCAGAUAUUGCCGGCGCUUGGCAGAGACUUGAACAAGCUGAGAAAGGCUAUGAAGAGUGGCUGCUGAAUGAGAUACGAAGACUGGAGAGACUUGAACACUUGGCUGAGAAAUUUAGGCAGAAGGCUUCCACUCAUGAACAGUGGGCAUAUGGCAAAGAGCAGCUUUUACUUCAGAAGGAUUAUGAAUCUGCUUCUCUGACAGAAGUACGCGCCAUGUUAAGGAAACAUGAAGCUUUUGAGAGCGAUUUGGCUGCUCACCAGGACAGGGUGGAACAGAUCGCUGCCAUUGCCCAGGAGCUGAAUGAACUGGACUACCAUGAUGCUGCAAGUGUCAAUGAUAGAUGCCAAAAGAUAUGCGACCAAUGGGACAGCCUGGGAACACUUACUCAGAAAAGGAGAGAGGCACUGGAGAGGACGGAGAAAUUACUCGAAACAAUUGAUCAGCUUCAUCUGGAGUUUGCCAAAAGAGCUGCUCCUUUCAACAACUGGAUGGAAGGUGCUAUGGAAGACCUACAGGACAUGUUUAUCGUUCAUAGCAUAGAGGAAAUUCAGAGUUUAAUCUCUGCACAUGAUCAAUUUAAAGCUACUUUGCCAGAGGCAGAUGGUGAAAGACAGGCCAUACUGUCAAUCCAGAAUGAAGUUGAAAAAGUUAUUCAGAGUUACAGCAUGAGAAUAAGUGCAAGCAAUCCUUACAGCACUGUUACUGUGGAAGAGAUUCGUAGCAAGUGGGAAAAGGUGAAGCAGCUGGUGCCACAGAGGGAUCAAUCCUUGCAGGAAGAGCUAGCCCGCCAGCACGCCAACGAGCGUCUGCGGCGCCAGUUUGCUGCUCAGGCCAAUGUCAUUGGGCCAUGGAUCCAGACCAAGAUGGAGGAAAUUGCCCGUAGCUCUAUUGAAAUGACAGGGCCUUUGGAGGACCAGAUGAAUCAGCUGAAGCAAUAUGAGCACAAUAUCAUUAACUAUAAACACAACAUUGACAAACUGGAAGGAGAUCAUCAGCUUAUACAAGAAGCCCUGGUGUUUGACAACAAGCACACCAACUAUACCAUGGAGCACAUCCGUGUUGGAUGGGAGCUCCUACUUACCACCAUUGCUCGAACUAUCAAUGAGGUUGAGACUCAGAUCCUUACAAGAGAUGCCAAGGGUAUCACCCAGGAACAAAUGAAUGACUUCAGAGCAUCAUUCAAUCAUUUUGACAGGAGGAAGAAUGGACUGAUGGACCACGAUGAUUUCAGAGCUUGUUUAAUUUCAAUGGGUUACGAUUUGGGUGAAGCUGAGUUUGCCCGCAUCAUGUCUCUGGUUGACCCCAACGGCCAAGGAACCGUCACUUUCCAGUCCUUCAUUGACUUCAUGACCAGAGAAACGGCAGACACAGACACAGCAGAGCAAGUGAUAGCUUCCUUCAGAAUCCUGGCUUCAGAUAAGCCUUAUAUCCUGGCAGACGAGUUACGUCGGGAGCUGCCUCCUGAGCAGGCUCAGUACUGCAUCAAGAGAAUGCCUCCAUACACCGGCCCGGGAUCUGUGCCGGGGGCUCUGGAUUACACCUCAUUUUCAUCAGCACUGUAUGGAGAGAGUGACCUCUGAUUCCGUAAUUGGCCAUUUUCAUGGUAGACACUAUAAAUACCCACCUUAUUGCCCAGAUUGCUUCUCUAAAGCUUUGACAAGCUGAUUUAAAAAUGAGUUUUACAAAUACAGUAGGUACCAUCAGUGUAAAGUGCUAGUAACUAAAGUAACUAGUGUAUAUUAAAGUGUGCAGCACGCUACAUUUCUGCAUCAUCGGGUUUAGGUUGUCUGUCCUAUACAAUGCUAGAAAAUAUUUUUUGAAAAAUCACAAGAUAUUAACUUUGGAAAUAUCCAUUCAGAAGAUAGUAUGUAAAACCUAAGAACAUUGAAACUCACAAAAUAUUUCUCCAUUUUCAAAAUGUUUCAAUGCCAUAUGUGCUUCUUUU